This is a messenger RNA of Drosophila simulans, 1832 nucleotides long. It is a transcript of the gene parvin, whose product is annotated as beta-parvin. Lineage: Eukaryota; Metazoa; Arthropoda; Insecta; Diptera; Drosophilidae. Gene Ontology annotation, biological process: establishment or maintenance of cell polarity; actin cytoskeleton organization; substrate adhesion-dependent cell spreading. The record is from RefSeq and is a predicted model, not a curated record. Gene Ontology annotation, molecular function: actin binding. Gene Ontology annotation, cellular component: cytoplasm; actin cytoskeleton; focal adhesion. Bases 137 to 1240 code for a protein of 367 amino acids. The transcript has 4 exons.
UGGGCAACACGGGUGGUGCGCCUGCGAUCAGGUGGCAGCCCCAAGGGAAACUGAUUGCUCAGCUCCGCCCGAAACGAAUCGAAACAAUAACACAAACUGUUCACUUAGUCCGGAACUCUUGGAAUCCAGCAGCACCAUGUCCACACUGAACCGCCCCAAAUCCCCGCACACGCCCACCGCCAUUAAAAAGGGCGAGAAGGAGGACAGCUUCUGGGACAAGUUCAGCACUCUGGGCCGCAAACGCGGCACCCGCGAAGUGAAGAAGGUCCAGGAGGAGGGCAAAUACGCCAUCGACUCGCCCGGAUCGCCCAGCCAGUAUGACAUCCCGCCGGAGGACUAUGCCCUGCGCGAGCACGAACAACGCGCCGUCAUCGAUCCACAGUCCAUCAGUGAUCCCGAGGUGAUAAAGCUGCAGCGCAUCCUCGUCGACUGGAUCAACGACGAGCUGGCCGAGCAGCGCAUCAUUGUUCAGCACCUGGAAGAGGACAUGUACGACGGCCAGGUGCUGCACAAGCUGUGGGAGAAGCUCACCGGCAAGAAGCUGGACGUUCCGGAGGUCACCCAGUCGGAGCAGGGCCAGCACGAGAAGCUCAACAUCGUCCUGAAGGCCGUCAACCAUACACUCGGCUUUCACCAAAAGAUUCCCAAGUGGUCGGUGGCCAGCGUGCACUCGAAGAACAUCGUGGCCAUACUGCAUCUGCUGGUGGCUCUGGUGCGCCACUUCCGGGCGCCCGUUCGCCUGCCAGAGAACGUGUUCGUGACCGUCGUGAUUGCGGAGAAGAAUGCGGGCGUGCUGAACGCACAGAAGUUCCAGGAGCAGAUAACGUCCGAGUACGACGACCUGGGCAUGCGCUGCGAAAAGGACGCCUUCGACACGCUGAUCAACUGUGCGCCGGACAAGCUGGCCGUGGUGAAGAAGUCCUUGAUCACAUUCGUAAACAAGCACCUGGCCAAGCUGAACUUCGAGAUCAGCGAUCUGAACACGGACUUCCGCGAUGGUGUCUACCUGUGCCUGCUGAUGGGCCUGCUCGGUGGAUUCUUCGUGCCGCUGCACGAGUUCCACUUGACGCCGCAGGACGUGGAUCAGAUGGUCAGCAACGUGGCCUUCGCCUUCGACCUGAUGCAGGACGUGGGCCUGCCCAAACCAAAGGCGCGGCCGGAGGACAUCGUGAACAUGGACCUCAAGUCCACCCUGCGCGUCCUCUACAGCCUGUUCACCAUGUUCAAGGACUAUGCCUGAGUGGGAACCAGAUGGAACGAGCCAGCGGGUCGCAGGAGCAACAAGCGGCGCCAAUUUUACAUUUUAUAUUAACUUUUUGAUAGUGUUUACACGCCUAAUUUAUGUGCGUUCUCGAAACUGAUUGUAGGCGAUGCAGCGGUUAAUACUUACUGAUCCUAACUCUCAAAACCACAACUAAAUGCUGCUCCGCGUACAAUCAGCCCAAGGAAUGUUUAUAUAUAUAUAUAUAUUUAUGUGUGUCGUACGUCUAACCACUGCGAACUGCUCCAGAUUCAGAUUGCUCGGACCAGGAAGGAGCAGAGCAGAGCAGAGCUAACCCAAACCCAAAAUCCGGCGGCCAGUUGUUAACUUGUCUUACUCACGUGCCAGACGUUGUAGUUGUUACUAAGUGAAUUUAUUGUAUUAAUACAUUAUUUGAACACAAUAACCGAGAUUGUGCCUUCAGAUCACACAGAGCUUUUGCAAAUUAUGUCACAGAUCAGAUUUUAACGCUGUAAAUGUAGAAGUUUACGGAAAAGUCUUCAAAAAAAAUUUUAUUGUGUACGUUAAAAAUUUGGAUUAGAAAAAAUCAAUAAAUAUUGCCAAUAGCAUA